UCCAAGCUCAACUUCAGGAAGGCGGUGAUCCAGCUCACCACCAAGACCCAGCCUGUGGAGGCAACAGAUGAUGCUUUCUGGGACCAGUUCUGGGCAGACACAGCCACUUCAGUGCAGGAUGUCUUUGCCCUUGUACCAGCUGCAGAGAUCCGAGCAGUAAGAGAAGAAUCCCCUUCAAACUUGGCGACUUUGUGUUAUAAGGCUGUGGAGAAGUUGGUGCAGGGAGCAGAGAGCGGCUGCCACACGGAGAAGGAGAGGCAAAUCGUCUUGAACUGCUGCCGGCUCCUCACCCGUAUUCUGCCUUACAUCUUCGAGGACCCAGACUGGAGAGGUUUCUUCUGGUCAACUGUCCCUGGAGCUGGCCGAGGAGGGGGAGAUGAAGACGAUGAAAAUGCCCGGCCACUGGCCGAGUCGUUGCUCCUUGCUGUUGCAGAUCUGCUCUUCUGUCCCGAUUUCACUGUGCAGAGCCACCGGAGGAGCACGGUGGACACAGCAGAAGAUAUCCACUCCAUUGACAGCUGUGAGUACAUCUGGGAGGCAGGAGUGGGCUUUGCUCAUUCUCCACAGCCUAACUACAUCCAUGACUUGAAUAGGACAGAGCUGCUUAAGCUGCUGCUGACCUGUUUCUCUGAGGCCAUGUAUCUGCCUCCCUCCUCCGACAGCAGCAAUGCCAACCCCUGGGUGCAGUUCUUCUGCUCUACAGAGAACAGACAUGCGCUCCCGCUCUUCACCUCGCUGCUGAAUGUCGUCUGUGCCUACGACCCGGUGGGUUAUGGGAUCCCUUACAAUCAUCUGCUUUUCUCUGACUACCGUGAGCCCUUGGUGGAGGAGGCAGCCCAGGUGCUGAUUGUCACUUUGGACUAUGACAGCUCCACCAGUUCAAGUCCCACCGUGGAUGGCACAACCACUGGCACGGCCAUGGAUGAUGUGGAUCCUCCUGGACCAGACAAUCUGUUUGUGAAUUACCUCUCAAGAAUACACCGAGAGGAGGAUUUCCAGUUCAUCCUGAAAGGAGUGGCCCGCUUGUUAUCAAACCCGCUGGUCCAGACCUACCUGCCAAACUCUGCCAAGAAGAUCCAGUUCCAUCAGGAGCUCCUCGUCCUCUUCUGGAAACUCUGUGACUUCAACAAGAAAUUCCUCUUCUUUGUGCUGAAGAGCAGUGAUGUUCUGGAUAUCCUUGUCCCAAUCUUAUAUUUUCUCAAUGAUGCCAGAGCAGACCAGUCGCGAGUGGGCUUGAUGCACAUUGGGGUUUUUAUCCUCCUGCUUCUCAGUGGGGAGCGUAACUUUGGGGUUCGACUGAACAAGCCGUAUUCUGUAAGAGUGCCUAUGGACAUCCCUGUCUUCACAGGGACACAUGCAGAUCUGCUCAUCAUAGUCUUUCACAAGAUCAUAACCAGCGGGCAUCAGCGGCUGCAGCCUCUCUUUGACUGCCUGCUCACCAUCGUUGUGAACGUGUCUCCAUACCUGAAGUCUCUCUCCAUGGUGGCUGCUAACAAGUUACUGCAUCUCCUGGAGGCUUUCUCCACCACCUGGUUCCUGUUCUCUGCUGUCCAGAACCAUCAUCUCGUUUUCUUCUUGCUGGAAGUUUUCAACAACAUCAUUCAGUACCAGUUUGAUGGGAACUCAAAUUUGGUCUAUGCCGUUAUCCGCAAACGGAAUGUGUUUCACCAGCUGGCCAACUUGCCCACAGACUCACAGUCCAUCCAGAAAGGUCUGCAGCGCAAGAAGAAAACCCCUGAGCCUAUUUCUCGCACCAACUCCCAGGAUGGGGUCUCCAUGGAAGGGUCACGUCCUGCUGCCCCUGCUGGACCAGGGACGCUCAAGACAAGUUUGGUUGCUACUCCAGGAAUUGACAAGCUCACGGAGAAGUCACAGGUUUCGGAGGAUGGGACCAUGCGUUCACUGGAGCCCGAAUCCUCACAGCCUUCACCAGAGGGUAACCAGCCCUCGGCUGAGGCAUCACAUCCCCGACGGGAUCGAAGGCGUCUCUCUAGUGCAUCCUCCAGUGGACAGUGGACCCCAACUCCUGACUGGGUGAUGUCUUGGAAGUCAAAGCUUCCCCUGCAGACAAUCAUGCGGCUCUUACAGGUGCUGGUCCCUCAGGUGGAGAAGAUCUGCAUUGACAAGGGUCUCACUGAUGAAUCAGAGAUCCUCAAGUUCUUGCAGCAUGGCACACUGGUGGGACUGCUCCCUGUACCUCACCCCAUCCUCAUCCGCAAGUACCAGGCUAACUCGGGUACUGCCAUGUGGUUCCGGACCUACAUGUGGGGAGUUAUUUAUUUGAGGAAUGUGGAUCCCCCUAUCUGGUAUGACACGGAUGUGAAGCUGUUUGAAAUUCAACGGGUCUAAGAGAGCACUUACCUCUACUAAGAGAAAUACACUGGAUCUAAGGACUGCUGUGUGCUGCUUUGUCACAGCUAAUCCUUCAUUUCACAUCCAGCUGAGAGACCAAAAGGACAAUCACUUCAUUUACCUCCCUGCCAUUUAAAGCUUUAAUUGGGACCUGCUUAGACAGCCCUCCCCCCAGCUCACUUCUCUUCCCUCACCCUUCACCCUGAGCCUUGAGUGAAAGAUGUCUAAGGGAUUGUCCAUUGUUGUGGUUGCACUAGAAAUCAAACUGUUCUUAGCUCUUCUGUUACUCUUUUGCUCCUGGAUCUGGUUUGGAAACCAAUCUGAUCCUGUCCUUGCCCUGGUCAGAGUCAGCAUUUAAUUGAGAAAGACUAGCUGUAAAUUUGGUGCAAGGGAGAAGCUGCUAUUUCUGCAGGAGAUGGGGUUUGGAAACUGCAGUUGCUUUCACGUGGCUUCAUGAAGUUUCCAGGGCAUCCCUUCUGGCUGCAGACGUCUCCCUGGUGUCUCAGUUGUGUUUUGGUAAGGAAGUCUUUCCCAUACAAAUGAAAGUAGAAGUUGCGGAAGGAAAACUUUUGUGUCUCAGUUCUGAAUCUCUCUACUCCUUUCCUGGA
This is a messenger RNA of Mesitornis unicolor (brown roatelo), 2960 nucleotides long. It is a transcript of the gene HID1, whose product is annotated as HID1 domain containing. The transcript is spliced from 19 exons. Gene Ontology annotation, cellular component: membrane; Golgi trans cisterna; Golgi medial cisterna. The record is from RefSeq and is a predicted model, not a curated record. The annotation marks the transcript as partial. Lineage: Eukaryota; Metazoa; Chordata; Aves; Mesitornithiformes; Mesitornithidae.